Messenger RNA from Zingiber officinale, 1692 nucleotides. RefSeq names its product beta-1,2-xylosyltransferase XYXT1-like. NCBI's taxonomy places the organism in Eukaryota, Viridiplantae, Streptophyta, Magnoliopsida, Zingiberales, Zingiberaceae. The record is from RefSeq and is a predicted model, not a curated record. Gene Ontology annotation, molecular function: glycosyltransferase activity. Bases 59 to 1516 code for a protein of 485 amino acids. The transcript is spliced from 4 exons.
CCUUGUCUCAAUCAUAGAUGAUUUCUUCUCGUUCUUCUUCUUCUUAACUUUGAGAGAAAUGAAGAAGCAGCUGUGGCUGGGGAAGAAGAUGAAGAUUGCAGUAGCUUCGUAUCACAGAGGAUUUGAUCUUCUGAGUCUGGGAGUUGGAGUUUUCAUUGGAUGCUUUAUUGUCUCGCUCACCUUUCUCACCAUGCACAGAUCUUACAUGCUUUCUUUUCCAUCUAUGGCUUCUCAGGUGUCAAAAACAGCAGAUGCAUGUUCUUUGAUUUCUCAACGGAUUGAGCCCAACGGCAAGCCGAGGAUUUCUGAUGAACUUUCAAGCAAUGGAGUUGCUUCAGAGGACGACGGCUUCGAGACGCCGAUGUGCGACACGUCGAGCCACCGGUGCGAUCUCUGCGACAUCUACGGCGACGUCAGGAUCGUCGCCGGCGGAGACUCCUCUCCGUCGGUGCUCCGUGUCUCGGCCUCCUCUCAGUCCGCCGGGCGUCGGCCAUGGCAGGUGAAGCCGUACGCUCGGAAGUGGGACCGCAGCGUGAUGCGCGGUAUCAAGCCCGUCGACGUCCGCUCCGCUGCCGCCGGUGGCGACGCGCCGCCGUGCGCCGUCUCCCAUUCCGUCCCUGCCGUUGUCUUCUCCACGGGAGGCUACGUCGGCAACUACUUUCACGAUUUCGCCGACGUGCUCGUCCCUCUGUUCCAGUCCGCGCGUGAGUUCGACGGCAAGGUCCUCCUCGUCGUCUCCCGCUUGAAUCUGUGGUGGAUGGCCGGAAAGUACGGCCACUACUUCCGCCGGAUCUCCAAGUACGACCCCAUCGACCUCGACAACGACGGGCGCGUGCACUGCUUCAACCGCGCCAUCGUCGGCCUCCGCGCCGACGAGGACCUCACGAUCGACCCGGGGAAGUCGAGGGCGGGGUACACCAUGGCGGACUUCCGCCGCUUCAUGAGCUCCACCUACGGCCUCAACCGCCGGCACGCCGCCAAAAUAACAGAGCAAGCGGAGAAGAAGCAGCCACGGCUGCUGCUGAUCACGCGAUCCAAGAGCAGAAUGUUCAUGAACGCCGGCGACGUCACCCAACUCGCCGAGCAGCUCGGAUUCGAGGUGGUGACGUCGGAGGGCGAGCACGACGUGGCCAAGUUCUCGCGAGUUGUGAACUCCUGCGACGCCAUGGUCGGCGUGCACGGCGCCGGGCUGACCAACAUGGUGUUCCUCCCGGCGAACGCGGUGGUGAUUCAGGUGGUACCCUUCGGCGGGCACGAGUGGAUCGCCACCACGUACUUCGGGAACCCGGCGAGGGGGAUGGGGCUCAAGUACUUGGAGUACACCAUUGACGCCGACGAGAGCACGCUGACGGAGAUAUACUCCAGGGACGAUCCGGUGUUCAGGGACCCGCCGGCGAUCCACAAGCUCGGGUGGGCGAAAAUGGGGGAAAUUUACUUGAAUAAGCAAAAUGUGAGGGUGGAUUUGGGAAGAUUUAGGCCUGUUCUUGAGAAGGCUCUUGAGCUUCUCAGGGAGUAGAGGUCGAUCAGCCAGAUGAACGCAGAGCAAUUAAUUUCCAGAUAAUAGGACAAUGAUUCUCAUUCUGAUUCAUAUUAAGAAUCAAACGUCCCCUUAAUGUUAUUACAAAUAAGGGCUUAUGAGAUUAUAUGCCGCCCUUCGAUUAAAAAUAAUAAAAAAAAUAUGCCACCUAAUAA